AUGGCAGUCGACUGCAUCCACAUGGCCUCCGGCCACCAUCCCCACCACCCCUUCAACCAAGUCGGUCAAGAUCGACACCAAAACGUGGGGAGACGCAUGGACAGCAACAAUCCAUAUGCCCGCUACAUUUCACCCUCACCCUCUGCCUACUCUCGGUCGCGUUCUGAGUCUGUGAACUCCGCGCCUUCUAUCUGGUAUUCCGGCACACCCGAACAUUAUCCGGUUGAGCCGAGACGCAAACGCGAGCACUCUGCUCCUCGUCGCAGCCGCACCAACAAGUACCCCCGGUACCAGCUUGUGCAACCCGAUAUCAUCGACAGACUGGACGAUGUCACCAAUUUCUCCUACCACCACGAGGGUCCGUACGACGCAGCCCGCCCUGAACGAAACUGCUUCAGUCAGUCCAGCCCGCUGGAAGCUGUCAAGGAUCACCGUCCACUGGAUGGCGUCGCCUUCUACCCUCCUGGAACCACGGAUCGCGACGGCCAGGAGUACUCCUACGAAGAAGGCUCCAAUAUGAUGAACGACUUUUCUGGUAACUUUAUGCGCCUUCCUGGCACGAAAUUCACCGAUGAGGACUUCAAGAACGAUCCAUUCUACAACCGUCCUUAUGUGAACCCGUUCUCUGAACUACGAAAGAAGAUCAGUCUUCGUCUCAAGAAACGACGCAACACUCAUUAA
Molecule: messenger RNA, 681 nt
Organism: Penicillium mononematosum
Lineage: Eukaryota; Fungi; Ascomycota; Eurotiomycetes; Eurotiales; Aspergillaceae
Exons: 3
Coding region: 1-681 (226 amino acids)
Cellular component (GO): cytoplasm
Source: RefSeq, a predicted model, not a curated record